This is a messenger RNA of Portunus trituberculatus (swimming crab), 1047 nucleotides long. RefSeq names its product transmembrane protein 138-like. The record is from RefSeq and is a predicted model, not a curated record. The transcript is spliced from 6 exons. Gene Ontology annotation, cellular component: cilium. Lineage: Eukaryota; Metazoa; Arthropoda; Malacostraca; Decapoda; Portunidae. The coding region runs from base 551 to 1027 and encodes 158 amino acids.
UAAACAGUGGCCAGCCUUCACAGCGCCCUGCCAUCUGGCGCCCCUCAGCUCUACUGCGUCACCAAAGUUUUGUACCUUAUCCAGAAAUAUUAAGUAAAGAGGAAAUUACUUUUUGAGAAGGAAAACACAGAAAGAACAAAACAAACAGUACACAAAUUUUAGAGAAAAAGAGAAUAUAAGAAGGUUUUAAUCUUGAAGGUAAGAGGAAAUUAAUAAAGAGAAACAUAAGAGACGUUCCUUCCACCAAUAACCUGUAGAAUCUACAUUUUUUCAUAGAACCUGUUGUCUAUGCGCCAUCAACACUAUAAAGCAAGCUUUUUCGACAAUUCCAUAUCUUUUUGGUCUAAUCAAUUUUUACCACUGAUCCCUCCUGACAGUCUGUCAGUCCAGUAUAGAGCCAGAAACUACAAAUAACUACUUUUAUCUGCUUUUCAUCCCACAACCAUCAGAAACUAAUAAUUUGCAAUAAAAACAAGAAGCUACUUAUGAAAAGAUAAAUCUACCAGGAAAAAAUGUGCCUUUACAAAUAAGUAACAGCACCUUGUGAGUGAUGGCAUGGGAUGGCAUCAAUCGCUACCAGUGGCUGAGUGGAAUCUCCUUGGCAUUACUCUCAGCUGACCUAAUACUCAAUGCUCUCUUCCAAGUGUUCUCACACAACCACCUUUUGACACUCCUCAUUUACAUAAUUCAAGAUGUGUGUCUUGUAUUUUCGCUUAUUCUUCUGUGCCUUGCAUUGUUCUCCACAACAUACACUCAGGCAGGUCUUGUUGAUGAGCUUCUUCAAAGGUUCCUCUGGUGUAUAUGUACAGCUGUGGCUUACCUGGGCCUCUCCCUUGGUUUCCAUUCCUGGUCGCUGAAGCAAGUGUGGCUGAAAUCUGAUGUUUAUAUUUGGUCACAUGGCAUGGUGUCCCUCUUCACCCUUCAGAGAACAGUUGGAUGUCUCCAUUAUUAUCUCUAUAAGAAGACAAUAUUGCAGUUAUCUGACAAGACUUUCUACAGUGCACUUCCUGUUGCUGUCUUCAAAUAAUUAAAAUUCAUUGUAAUGAU